AUGGCAGCGGCAGGGGUUGAAGUGGUCUAUGACGGUUUUAGGGCUGCUGUGCUUGAAUUUUUUCAUUUUGUCUGCACAUCCGAGGACAUUAACAAUCUUGCCCAUGCAUUGAUGCUGAAAGAAGCUUUGAACACUGUCAUAUUUCCAGUCAUGGAUGAGGUAAUUAAGGCAGUUUGUGACAUGGCUAAAGCUAAUGCUCAUGUUCCCAUGUUUUCUCGCACUCAUGGGCAGCCAGCUUCACCUACCACCCUUGGAAAGGAAAUUGCAAUUUUUGCUGUCAGAUUAAGCAGGGAAAGGCUGGAUAUUUCUCAAGUUGAGAUAAUGGGGAAGUUUGCUGGUGCAGUUGGAAAUAACAAUGCACAUCUCGUUGCAUACCAUGAAAUUAAGUGGCCUCAAAUUGCAGAGGAGUUUGUGAAAUCUCUUGGAUUAAGUUUCAAUCCUUAUGUGACACAGGUGUCUGUUCCAUGCUCGAAAUUUCUUCUCACUUCAGUUUUUAUUAGAUUUCUCUAUAAUUUUUUGCAGGCCAGAAUAAUUCCUAGAAAUUUUAUCUACACAGACCAACCAUCCACUACCGCGGCUGCUCUAUGUAUCAAAGCUAGAGAACGUGACUUAACUGAUUCAACAGUUCUGAGGAAUAUGGGUGAAGGUUUAGGGCAUUCUCUUCUUGCGUACAGAAGUGCAUUACAGGGAAUAUCAAAGCUGCAGGUUAAUGAAGCUUCUUUGUUUGAAGACUUGAAUGAGUCAUGGGAGGUGCUUGCGGAACCAAUACAGACUGUGCUGCUAACACAACUUGGGACUCUAGAGCUUCUCCAGAAGACAUGGAAAAGAUGUGGAAUCAUCCUAUUGUUAGUAAAGAGUGGAGCAAAUCUGGGGAGAAACAGGGGAAAAGUGCGAUUUUCUCACGAUGCCGAGAAUAGACCUUAUCUUUCUCGGGUAGAGUUAAGGGUAAGAUUAAAUAAUAUGGAUCUGCAAAAUAUAUAUUUUCUUGCAUGUAUUUAUCGUAACUGGAUAUUUUGA
This is a messenger RNA of Camellia sinensis, 1017 nucleotides long. Lineage: Eukaryota; Viridiplantae; Streptophyta; Magnoliopsida; Ericales; Theaceae. The record is from RefSeq and is a predicted model, not a curated record.